Messenger RNA from Lotus japonicus, 1806 nucleotides. Its product is annotated as protein BASIC PENTACYSTEINE6. The coding region runs from base 311 to 1324 and encodes 337 amino acids. Gene Ontology annotation, molecular function: DNA-binding transcription factor activity; sequence-specific DNA binding. The record is from RefSeq and is a predicted model, not a curated record. Gene Ontology annotation, biological process: response to ethylene. Gene Ontology annotation, cellular component: nucleus. The transcript is spliced from 4 exons. NCBI's taxonomy places the organism in Eukaryota, Viridiplantae, Streptophyta, Magnoliopsida, Fabales, Fabaceae.
UAAUCUCUUACAAAAAGAAAAACAAGAAAGAGAAACGAAGUAGUAGUAGUAGAAAGUGGGAAGGAGAAAAGUUGCUUACUUACAUACAUCCAUCUACAGACACUGACAGAAGCCGGUGACCCACAACAAUUUCUUCCUUUUUCUCUUCUCUGCCGCGAAGAGAUAUUUUGGAUCAAGCACCUACUAGGUAUAUAAUCCAUAUGUAUAAGCAUGGACUUCUGGCUAGCUGCUGUUUGAUUAGCCAAGUUCCAAAUUGGUUAAGGAAGCCUAGAGUCGAUAUUUAGCUUUUGCUACAAAUUGUGGGUUUCUGAUGGAUGAUGCUGGGCAUCAUGAAAAUGGAAGGCACAAAACAGAUCCAUAUAAAACUGCUCAGGGACAGUGGUUGCUGCAGCAUCAGCCUUCCAUGAAGCAGAUUAUGGCAAUUAUGGCUGAAAGAGAUGCAGCCCUUCAAGAAAGAAAUCUGGCCCUAUCUGAGAAAAAGACCGCACUUGCAGAGCGUGACAUGGCAUUCCUGCAGCGAGAUACUGCAAUUGCGGAGCGAAAUAAUGCAAUCAUGGAACGAGAUAAUGCAAUUGCAGCUCUUCAGUAUCGAGAUAACUCCUUCACUGGUGGCAAUAUACAAGCGUGUCCUCCAGGAUGCCAAAUUUCACGUGGUGUCAAGCAUAUACACCAUCCUCAGCAACAGGUACACCAUUUAACUAACAUGGGUGAGGCUUCUUACAGCACAAGGGAAAUGCACACAUCUGAUGCCCUCCCAGCUGUACCCAUCUCCCCCGAGGCUGUGAAAUCACGGCGUGUUAGACGACCAAAGGAAGCUAAGUCAAUUUCACCCAACAAGAAGACUUCAAAAGCAGCCAAAAAAAUCAAGAAGGAGAGUGAGGACUUGAAUAAGAUGAUGUUUGGCAAGGGACAUGACUGGAAGAGUGGUCAGGAAAUGGUUAAUGGAGGUGAUGACCUUAACAGGCAGUUAGGGGUGUCAAAGGCUGAUUGGAAAGGUCAAGACCUGGGGUUAAACCAAGUAGCAUAUGAUGAGUCCACCAUGCCUGCACCAGUAUGCUCUUGUACUGGUGUCCUGAGGCAGUGCUACAAAUGGGGCAAUGGGGGUUGGCAGUCUUCCUGUUGCACAACAACCCUGUCAAUGUAUCCACUUCCAGCAGUGCCAAACAAGAGGCAUGCUCGGGUAGGUGGUCGAAAGAUGAGUGGCAGUGCUUUCAGUAAGCUGCUUAGUCGUCUUGCAGCCGAAGGUCAUGAUCUGUCAAACCCUGUUGACCUCAAGGACCAUUGGGCCAAACAUGGUACUAAUCGCUACAUCACAAUAAAGUAGAUUGUGAGGUAUUUUGUUCUGGGGCAGCAAUACCUAAAUAGAAACAGCUUUUAGUGAUCAACCAUGGAUUCUCAAGUCAGACCAGGAGGGAAGUAAGGUAACUUGUGAUGGGCAUCAGGGAAACUAAUAACUAGAGUAUGCCCUUACCUAAUUUAGGAUGAACCAUGCUUGCUGCUGAAUGUUGGCUAUAUUAGUGAUUGAAGAAAUGAUUAUAGAGUCAUCCUUGUCAUUUGUACCGCCGAGAUGAUCUGGUGGCAUCAGUGGAAUGUAUAAAUGUAGCAUGUCAAAUAGUCUUGGUUAAUGCAUGUAGUGCGUAAACCAGAAUAAUUGUAUCCGCUCGUGUCUUUAGUCUUCUUCAAACCCUGUCUGAGUUAAUAUGUAGAACUGAUGGUGUAUGUUUAUUUUAUCCUCAUUCAUGUAUGUCAUUUUUCUCCACCUUGGAAUCCUAUGUGAAUAAAGAUUUUAUGGGUGGUUGCGACCAA